GGUGGUGUGAUUGCUGGACAGCUGACAACAGUGGGGAUGCAGCAGAUGUUUGCCCUGGGGGAAAGGUUGAGGAGAAGCUAUGUGGAAGAAGCCAACUUUCUCUCACCAACAUUUAAGCCUGCUGAGACCUUGAUCUGUUGUCAUUGUCACUGAUGAAGCAAGCUCUGAAAUACUCUACCCCAAUCACUGCAACUGCCAGCGCCUGAAAUGCUUGACCAGGCAUAAGGUAAAGAAUGCUCUGCAACAGCCAGGUAUCUCUGAUGACUUGAAAACAAUUAAGAAGAAGAUGGGUAUUGAUGGUGAAAACUCUGUGGAUUUUUUUCUCCUCCAUGAUAACAUCCGUGCCGAGCAGGUGCACAAUUUGCCAAGCUGCCCUGUGCUGAAAAACUUUCAGCAGACAGUUGAGCGUCGAUCUGUUGACUUGGUGCUUUUCGUUCUGGAAGACAGUACAAGAAAAGUUCUUCAGAUGAGUGUUGGUCUCCUUUUCCAUACCUUACAGAAGAACAUUACAGAAGCAAUAGAUCCCUCAUCUCCAGCUGAAAAGGCCAGAAAGCUCAUUCUCUAUGCUUGUCAUGACACCACCCUCAUUCCUCUCCUGGUGGCACUGGGCACCUUUGAUGGCAAGUGGCCACCUUAUGCUGCAGAUGUGACCCUAGAACUGUAUCAGCACCGGCAGUCCAAAGAGUGGUUUGUUCGCGUAUCUUACCGUGGGGAGGAGCAAGUGGUAAAAGGAUGUAAAGCAGGCUUCUGCCCACUCGAGGAAUUCCUAGAAGUUCUUUCACAGUACUCUGUCAGUCCAGAAGAGUACAAUAACCUGUGCUCCCAAAUGGAGGAGGACUGGCAAACUGACUCAUGAUUAAGUUGUCUUAAAUUAAAAUUAAGUUUAUUGUCA
Molecule: messenger RNA, 892 nt
Organism: Merops nubicus (carmine bee-eater)
Lineage: Eukaryota; Metazoa; Chordata; Aves; Coraciiformes; Meropidae
Product: lysophosphatidic acid phosphatase type 6-like
Exons: 7
Coding region: 287-856 (189 amino acids)
Biological process (GO): dephosphorylation
Molecular function (GO): phosphatase activity
Source: RefSeq, a predicted model, not a curated record